Molecule: messenger RNA, 3000 nt
Organism: Theileria equi strain WA
Lineage: Eukaryota; Apicomplexa; Aconoidasida; Piroplasmida; Theileriidae
Exons: 1
Coding region: 1-3000 (999 amino acids)
Source: RefSeq, a predicted model, not a curated record
AUGCCGAACAAUGCCGGAAUUCUGUUGGAAUUGGUAUCCUUGGAUUUGAAUCUUUUGGAAAGGUCAUUGACGGAUUUGUUGAUCGCUUUAGGAUGCGACUCUACGUUGUGCUCUGAAUUUUCAGCUGAAAAGCUCAAGGAUGGGAGAUUUUACGAAACAUUUAGCAGAAGGAGCCGAAAUGAACGGAUUUACUCGUACUUUAGGUGCUUUAAGAACUUGGACCUUCAAGUCGACAAUUUCUGUAGGCUUUUGCACGUACACUUUGAGAGAGGGAUAGCUUUAUUGUACAGAUGCGGGUUUACCACCUUUACACGCAAGGUGUUUCUCUUGGCCUACGUGGAGAUUGUCUACGAUUUCUACCACGGGAUCCUCAAACAAACCACGCAGUACUCCAUACAUGACUGCCUCUACCUCUACAGGUUUUUUGUUGGCAUGGACUACAAGCUGAACAGUCUGAACUUGCAGAAUGUCUACAUUAGAGAUGAGAUUUACGACUUGAUCCUUCACACACUCUGGUACGCUCUAAAGGAUGCAUGGUGGAUGUACGUUUACGCUGAUGAGAUCAAGUAUCUCUUUCCGUUUUUGUCGCAUAUGAGAGUCCAGGAAGGACGGGAAAUUGAGAUUCGAGAUUUAGAACAUGUUUUGCAUAAUCUGCAAUUUGUCGUUACAGCGCUGAAUAUACAGGAUAAUUCAGUGGAUUUUAAUUUAUAUGGGAGCAUAAGCUGUGGUUCUGAUAUUGAAAACUGCAGUGUCUACGACCCAGGUGCAUUUAACCCGCAUGAUAUAUCUGAUUUGCACAUGGCAUACGGUGAAUCCACACUUGAUAUUUCAAUGAACAAGAGGGAUGUGUACGGGAAUAUACACACAGAUUGUAAUAUAAAAAAGGUUAUGCUAGAUGAAUCGGCAAAUAUAAACGACCUCGCAGGUGUAGAUAAUGGUGUACCAUUUGGUGCAAAUACUUUUGAUCUAGAGGAUACAAGUGCUGUGAAUGAUGAGGAAAAUGGGAUGCAGAAUGGAUUAACUACCGAGCAAGGUCCCCGUAAUCCUACCGCUUCUUCCAGUGUUACAUCUACACUAGACGUUAAAUUGCUGGAUGAAUCUAUAAGCAACUUGCAAAUGUACAUUAAAAAUAUGAAUGAAAUUGGUAGCCUGGAAUUUCCUCGUGAACAUGUUUUUUCGCAUAUAGAAAUGGACAUGGCAGAUUCUAGUAGUAUAGAUACAGAAGAAGAGGACCCUGUGGACGCGGAUGGAGAGAAUGAAAAAAGGUCUGAUUCUUUGCCAAUGAAUUUUUCGCUUUCAUCAGAAAAUGUAAAAACAUCUGUAGAAUCCACAGAUAGUUUUUACAAGGAUACGCUUUGGCCAAAUCUCAUUUGCAAGUCCUUGGUAGGAUCCAUUUAUGUAUUCCUUUUUGAAUCUUAUUUACGUGUACAGCAUGAAUCUUUAAAUCGCAACUUUUCAAGUUCUUCCACUUACAUUUAUCAAAUGUGCACAAAACUUGAAAAUUUGAGGACGCUUUGGAGUAUUAUAAAGCAAGUGAACUCAAAAUGGACGGAGAACUCUGGAACUAGAUUUUUAUUUCCCACAAUUUCAAGGUUGACUUUGUUACAUAAUAACAUUAUGCGUGCGAUCUCAGCAGAAGCCUCACGUCCUACUAUAAACUAUUUAAAGGGGCUCCAUUUUAUGGACGACUCACAGUUAUAUAGGGAAAUUUUGUACAAUAAAGAGUUUUUAAUCGGACCAGAUGGCCCCCUUGCACUGCAUAUAAAAAUAUUACCGACUCGCUACAAGCUACAAAUUUGCAUGCAAGUUUUUGGACCUAUCAUCAUGGAAUAUGCCUCUAGACCGGUGAAUGAAGAAUCGGCUAUAUUUGACUCUUUGGCGCUCUGGGAUUCAAUCGUUUCAGUUGUAGACAUUAAUGGUAACCCAGGGCUUAUUGAAGAUGAAAACAUACAGAUGUUGGCAUAUUAUUUGGAGGAAAUAAAAUUUUCCGCUGAUGUCAAGCUGGAUAAUUUGGUUAGACGUAUGAAUAAAUGUGUUAGCAUGGACACUAGAAAUGACGCUAUAGACGAGUAUUUCAGUAUAAAUGAUUUAAACUACAGAGUUCAAGACCGUGUAAGUGACCGAAAAAGUAUGGAUAGUCUCAGCUGUAAUGCUAAAUGCAAAUCCUUGGACGAUUCCAACAGCGUUGACAACUUGAGGGCUGAGCCACUUUUACAUAAAGACACAAGUACGCCAAAACUAAUGCUUAAUUUGGGUGACAAUGUAAUCAGAUCUGGUAGUUUUUACACUAGUAAAAGUGGAAGAUCCUAUAUCACGUCAAGGCCAAACAGUGGGUUAUCUUUGGAGCAAGACGAUACACAACGUACUAGUCAUGUAGAAGAUAUGCUUAUAGAGUAUAUUUAUGAUAUAUUGAGUGACUUUGUAAUAUAUCCAGAAAGAAAGACACACCUUUUAUAUUCCAAUGUCUGGAUAAACGGAGCUAGGAGGAAAAAGAUACUUCUUUUUGGUUCACUUUUACUACUUUUCCGUGAAAACUCUCUUUUACAGCCGGUUGGAUUUAUAAACUGCAACUCUAUUACUUCUAUACUUUCUCCAGAGACAAUUGUUCAAAUUCAUCCCAAGAUUGAACUUUUGGAAAACAUGCCAAAGGGUGUUUACGCGAGUGAAUCAACUAGUCGUGAAGGGAGUGUAUGUGACCCAGGUGAUCGUACAUCGCAUUGCAUUGGUGAAGUUUUACACGCAGAUUCAUAUACACCAUCAAACGUUUGUUGGGGAUGGAGAAUGCGUUUGGAACUGAGCGACAUUUGUGUAACAAAGUUGUCUGGAGAGGAUAGUCAAACCGAGUUUGUUGACUUUGAAUUUAUGAACCCGGAACAUCGCAAAAUUUGGUACAAGAGGGUGAAAUCAGCCGUAAAGGAUGCACAAUGUAUAAAGGAUAUUUGUUGCAACAAGGAAACAAUUUCAUGGCCAUAUCACACGUUAUUUUUUGAUUCAAUUUGA